GGUCCACGUUUUAUUUGGAGGGAUUUUGUUUGGCACCUUUUAUUUCUGAUUUUCUGAAGAAAUAAGGCUUGGAAUUUAUGAGGUUGUGGUGCUUUGCUGUUUCUUCAGCUCUGUUUACCUUCACUAAAAACUUUUUCUGUUUUUUGUUUUGGGUUUUCAGGUUGAUCCCUCUUUUCAUUUCAACUGAUCUUCCUCACCUUAAUGUUGGAAAUUCUGAAGAAGGGAUUAUAUUUGUGAGGAUCGAUUAUAUUCUUUGGAUGAAUUGAAGGAGUGAAGGAGAUCGAGUAGAUACUCGUGGUUUGGAUAUAUUGCUUUAGAUCUUGAGUCUCUUGUUAAGAGACUGUGUCAGUCUUAAGUUGUUUACAUAUAUAAUCUCAAACUGGUUGCUGUCACAAAUUUUCAUGACAUUUAACAUAAAAAGAUGCUGGAGGUUCGAAGGAGAGUUGUAUAUAGAUAUAUGAAGAUAUACUCUGAAGAUUUCCUAUUUGUGGUUUUUUAUUCCGGGUAGAUGGCAAGAUGAGCAAUAUACCUUGGGAGAAUGUGUUUUUACUGAAUGUAUAUUCUUGGUGAGGUAAUAUCUGGAUGAAAAUGGAAGGUUCAUCUGAUACUGGUUGGCGGAAAUCUGCUAGUUCUAGAGGAUUGGAUACUUCUGCAUCUUCAGAAAGAAAUCUGAGGCUACUCCAUGAAAGUAGACGUAGCUUAUCUACUGAUGCGUCACGCAACUCAGUACUUGUAGCUAUGGAUCCUGUAGUUCACAGCAUUGAAUGGGGUGAUGUCAGCUUGAGGCGGUGGCUGGACAAUCCAGAACGCAGCAUUGAUGCGAUUGAGUCGUUGCAUAUAUUUAGGCAGAUUGUUGAGAUAGUCAGCACUGCACAUUCUCAGGGAAUUGUGGUUAAUAAUGUACGGCCUUCCUGUUUCAUAAUGUCUUCCUUCAACCAUGUAUCCUUCAUUGAGUCUGCUUCUUGUUCAGAUUCAGGAUCAGAUUCCUUGGAGGAUGGGUUGGAUGGCCAAGAUACAGAGAGUAAACAACCUUGUUCAUCCUUGUGCAAUGAUGAUCUGAAUGAGCAGAGAAGUGGGUCAAGCUAUAGAGAAUCACAACUGAUACCAGAUACCAUUGGCUCUAAGUCUCAAACAAUCCAGGCAACAAAUCCAUUUUCUGUAGAAGAGAAAGGUUGGUGUGAAACUAAGGACACAAAAGGCUAUAGAAAGGCUGGAGAAAAGCGGUCUUUCCCAAUGAAAGAACUUUUGCUGAUGGAGUCAGGUUGGUAUACUAGCCCAGAGGAAAUUGCUGGUGCCCCAUGUUCCUGUGCUUCAGAUAUCUAUCGCUUAGGUGUUCUUCUAUUUGAGUUAUUUUGCACGUUUAGCUCCAUUGAAGAAAAAAGCGGAACAAUGUCUAGUUUACGACAUCGAGUUCUUCCCCCACAACUUUUGUUGAAAUGGCCUAAAGAAGCUUCAUUCUGCUUAUGGUUGUUGCAUCCAGACCCUUGUAGUCGACCAAAAAUGGGUGAUCUGCUGCAAAGUGAGUUUCUUAAUGAACCUAGAGAUAAUUUAAAUGAGCGUGAAGCUGCAAUAGAACUCAGGGAAAAGAUAGAGGAACAUGAAUUGUUGCUUGAGUUCCUUGUGCGUAUGAGACAGGCCAAACAGGAUGCUGCCAGUAAGUUGCAGAACACGGUUUCCUUUUUAUCUUCUGAUAUUGAGGAAAUUGUAAAUAAGCAAAAAGCACUAAAGGAGAAAGGAGGCACUUUCUCAGGUUCGGAGAGGAUUCGGCAGUCAGCACCAGAUCUCAUUCCAAUCAAAUCUGUUGAACAUGAUGCAACAGAUCAUAACAGGCAAGAAAUUCAGAUACAUGAUGCCGUGAAGUUUAGUUCUGUUGAAAGUGAAAGUCAUAAUCAGGAAAAUUUGCUUUCAAAGAACUCGCGAUUGAUACAAAACUUCAAGAAACUUGAGUCAGCCUACCUUUCAACAAGGCACAGGCCAGCCAGGCUGUCAGGGAAGCCAGUGGGUGGCCAUUCUCAGCUUAGCAGCAAUAGUAGAGGGUCUGUAGUUUCUAGUGUUUCAUUAGCAAAAGAGCAAAGGAGUAAUAAUGGAGAAAGUGGGUGGAUUAGCCCCUUCCUUGAAGGUUUAUGUAAGUAUCUGUCGUUUACUAAAUUGAAUGUAAAAGCGGACUUGAAGCAAGGGGAUCUUCUGAACUCUUCAAAUCUGGUAUGCUCUGUCGGUUUUGAUCGUGAUGGAGAAUUUUUUGCAACUGCUGGUGUAAAUAAGAAGAUUAAAGUAUUUGAAUGUGAUGCCAUCCUCAAUGGGAAUCGUGAUAUUCAUUAUCCUGUCACUGAAAUGGCCUGUCGCUCAAAGCUUAGCAGCAUUUGUUGGAAUAGCUAUAUCAAAAGCCAGAUUGCAUCUAGUAAUUUUGAAGGCGUAGUGCAGGUAUGGGAUGCUGCAAGAAGCCAAGUGUUUGUGGAACUCAAAGAGCACGAAAGGAGAGUCUGGUCUGUUGAUUUUUCAUCAGCAGAUCCAACACUGUUGGCAAGUGGAAGCGAUGACGGUUCAGUCAAACUCUGGAGUAUCAAUCAGGGAGCAAGCAUCGGUACCAUCAAAACCAAAGCCAAUGUCUGCUGCGUUCAGUUUCCCAUAGAUUCUGGUCGUUCUCUUGCUUUUGGUUCAGCAGACCACAAAAUAUACUACUAUGAUCUGCGGAGUCCUAGAGUACCAUUAUGCACAUUGAUUGGACACAACAAAACUGUAAGCUACAUCAAGUUUGUGGAUUCCAACACUCUGGUAUCUGCAUCAACAGAUAAUACUCUGAAGCUUUGGGACUUAUCACUGUGUGCAUCUCGGGUUGUUGAGGGCCCUCUUCAGUCAUUUACUGGUCACACAAAUAUGAAGAACUUUGUAGGUUUAUCUGUAUCAGAUGGUUACAUUGCCACAGGUUCUGAAACAAAUGAGGUGUUCAUUUAUCACAAAGCCUUUCCGAUGCCAGCUCUGUCGUACAAAUUCAGCAGUUUAGAUCCACUUUCGGGCAAUGAAACAGAAGACGCUGCACAGUUCAUCUCUUCUGUUUGUUGGCGUGGUCAGUCAUCAACGCUUGUAGCUGCAAACUCCACUGGAGAUGUCAAGCUGCUGGAAAUGGUUUGAUUUUUAAUUUGCCUUCAGCUGGCAAAGUAAGAUGUAUAGAAGAAUUGGAGGAGCUACUCCCUACAGAUUCCUUUUUCGAGCAUUGUUUGCUUGAACAUUUCGCUUGGUGAAUUGGUUGGAGGGAUUAACCAUAGCAAUUUUGAUAUUAGAUCAGAGCCGAUGCCAUGGGUGUAAAGACUCGGAUAUUAUUUGCUGUAAAUAAUUUUUUUAGGCACAAAGAAGGGUAAUAUGAUCAUGCCCUUGUAUAACCCUCUUAUAUAGGUCAAAAACUUAUUUUCUCACUGUUGGAGCCUUCCAAUUAGUGAUUUUGUGAUGCUAAACUUUCAUUUUUCAGCAAUGCAAUUUAAAUGAAAUACGUAGUAUAUCUUAACGAUGUUACA
Messenger RNA from Chenopodium quinoa (quinoa), 3509 nucleotides. RefSeq names its product protein SPA1-RELATED 4-like. The transcript has 8 exons. The coding region runs from base 583 to 3129 and encodes 848 amino acids. Gene Ontology annotation, biological process: photomorphogenesis; protein phosphorylation. Lineage: Eukaryota; Viridiplantae; Streptophyta; Magnoliopsida; Caryophyllales; Amaranthaceae. The record is from RefSeq and is a predicted model, not a curated record. Gene Ontology annotation, molecular function: protein binding; protein kinase activity; ATP binding.